UUUCCACCCGGACAAGUUACAGAGUAGCACGCCGGCAAACCUGAAAACACAACUUACACACAUGUGAUAGCAGCAGUCUGUGCUGACUUCAGACUGCGGUGAAUGUGUUCACAUUGUCAGGGUGCAUUUACAUUUAGUUUUCAAAAUGUCAGACAUGUCAGAGACAUCUCCCCAAAACUGGAUUCUUCUUCAUCCAGCUUAUCAGCUAAUGAAGAAACUGGAGGUGGAGGACAGUGAACAAAUGCAUGCAGCUUUCCUGGUGUAUAUGGACCUGACUGAAGUGCGUCGUUGGAAAGAGGUGUCCUGUGUCAAAAGCCCAGAGCUGCAGCUGGUUCUGCUGGAAGGAACAGAGAAGGAAGACUCCCCUGUACAGUCUAUCCUGCCUCUGCCUGUUCACAGAUCCCUGAGCCACAAAAGUAUUCGACACGUGCUGGACAGAGGCUUCCCCAUGCUGCUGUGUGCUGUUGCUUCUGACUCCACGCUGGUCUACCAGAGGAUGACUGACGGGCUGGUGACCCCUGACCCUCCUGCUGGACCCUUCCAGGAUGCAGGACGUCGGCAGCACCGCAAGAGACGGCAACAGCGCUGAAACAGUGGAGCAGAGCAGGACAGGCAGAGGCACAGUCAUUGGUCUGGUUGUCUGUCUCUUUGAGAUACACUUGAAUUAAGUAAAGGGUUUGCUGAGGCAGGAAAAAAUGGACUGAACCACAGACCCCCUGGAUGUGCUCUCAGUGAGACACCAUUGGAACUAUCUGACCGCAGAAGUUUGGCUUUUUGCAUCUGUGACAGUUGCAGGUUUAGUGGGAUGUGAAGAGAUCAAGCAUUAAGCGUUAUUUUAAUAUUUUUGCAAAUGAAGACUUUAGGUGAGGUCGUCGUCAUCAAGUGAUGAAUGUGUUUUCUUUCUACUUUCUUCACCUGUAAUUGUCACAUGACUUCUCUAUUGAUUGAAGUUGAUUUAAGUGAUGGGUUAAAAUUUCAGUUGAACAACUGUGACAGCUUGAAGGAAAUAUGAACUUUUAAGUAACAAUAGUAACAGCCGUGUUGAUAAGUUACUGAAAACACUUUUUAUUUCUCUAAAAAAACAAAAACUCAACAUAGAAACUGAACACAACUGAACACUGGUGAAACACGUAAUGAGUCUUGUAUGUGACAUGUCCACCUGUUGGUUCAACAUGGAAACAAACUGAAGCAGGGGACAUCAGUAACCCCGCAGUGUGAGUGCAUGAGUGUUUAUUUUAAUGGUGCAGCAGUGUCUUAAUGAGAGGAAGGAUUUUGACUACAUGAGACAGAGAUUACAACACUUCAACCCUGAGCCUUAUUCAACAUAAAUACUCUACAUCGUCUCAGAAACAGACAUGGACAGACAAACACACUGUACUGGCCAACGUACUGUAGAAAAGAGGUUCAUACUGUGUCUUGGAAUGCAGGAAGUUUCAACCCCGUGACUUUUCAGGGAGGCAUUCAAGGAUGAAAUGUUCAAAAUGAUGCAGAUAAAGACCUUGUUUUCACUUUGUA
Molecule: messenger RNA, 1515 nt
Organism: Notolabrus celidotus (New Zealand spotty)
Lineage: Eukaryota; Metazoa; Chordata; Actinopteri; Labriformes; Labridae
Gene: tsen15
Product: TSEN15 tRNA splicing endonuclease subunit
Exons: 4
Coding region: 146-589 (147 amino acids)
Biological process (GO): tRNA splicing, via endonucleolytic cleavage and ligation
Molecular function (GO): nucleic acid binding
Source: RefSeq, a predicted model, not a curated record